Molecule: messenger RNA, 1617 nt
Organism: Pleurotus ostreatus (oyster mushroom)
Lineage: Eukaryota; Fungi; Basidiomycota; Agaricomycetes; Agaricales; Pleurotaceae
Exons: 1
Coding region: 1-1617 (538 amino acids)
Source: RefSeq, a predicted model, not a curated record
AUGUCGCUCUCCACACUCUCAUCAUCUUCCUCCCCAACGAAACAAUCAACAUCCAAGCAAGCGAAGCCGAAGCCCUCCGCCUCAAAGUUGAAACAAUUCACAUCGAAAGUAAAAUCUAGGAUGGGCGCAGCGCAGUCGUUGACGAUACACGGUUCGUUUGGAGUUAGGACCGCAUUCAAAGCAUCAGAGGUCGCAGCAUCGGCUUCCAUUCCUAUCACUUCCCUCGUAGCGACGAGGCCCGCACCACCUCCCCCAGCAUCACCCCAGCGAGAACAACAAGACGACAGCAAUGAUUCAUCGUCACGCCAACGCUCCGCUUCCCCCGCACCGACGGAGCCAUGCGACGUAGAACUGACUCAGGAAGAGUGCGUGGACGCCCUGAAGGCCAUGGGCAUCAAAGUCCGAGACUAUGCCUACGCUCCUCGAAAGCCUGCUCUGCCUACCGUACCCCCUGCAUCCUCGUCGGCAAAUAUUCCUACUUCCAAUUCGCCUUCCACUUCCACUUCUUCUCAAACAGACCCCGAGCCAGCGCCGCAGCCGGAGAAAGACGAGCUCCGACGCCCCACCGCAGUCCUAUGGUCCCCCGACUCGGCCUUGGCCGAAUACGACGUCCGCGUUGCGAGCCUAACACGCACCUACCCCAUCACCGGCCGCACGCUCUCCCGCCUCCUCGAGAUCGGGUGGGUCACGGAGGAAGAAGCCCUGGAGGACUGCCACGAGAUGGACUGGGAGGCGAUGUACAAAUACCGUGCGCUCUGCCUGAAGAAGAGUACGACGGAGAGGUGGCAGGACGGGGAGUAUCCGUGGAAGUUCUUGUGGACAAGGGGCGCCGAUAGGGGGAAGCCGAACAUGAAGACGCGGAUGGUUUUGAUGGAUGCAGAGAGGAGGAUGAGGGCGUAUGUGGAUCGGGCGUGUAGAGACGAGGAGGUGAGGAGGGCGCGUGCGGAGAGGGAGAGGGAGCAGGAAGAGAAGGAUGCUGCGCUUAUAAGGAGGAUGAAGGAGAACGGCGAGUUGUGGGAAGUUCCUUUCGUAGGUGCUGAUGCUGAUUUUGGGGACGUGGACAAUGCCGAUGUGGAUGAUGUUGAGAUGAUCGCACCAGAGGUUGGGAGGAAUAAGCGGAUGUCGCCUGAUAGCUUCGAUGAGGACGAGGAACAAGAACAAGAGAACUCCCCCCGUCGCCGCAGCGCGAAACGCCGCCGAGUAUCUCCUACUCCACUCGCGGUCGUACCAUCAAUGCCGCCCCAAUACCCAGCGCCUCUACACACAUACCAUCCCGAAAUAAGGCAUCAAGUCCAAGCUGCCAAAGAAUUCGCCAGAAGCAAGCCGUUAUCUUCCUCUUCUCAAUCUCAGCCCAGCUCUCAGCAUCACUCGGCCUCCCAAUCUCAACAUUCCCGGUCCCGAUCACAUCGCCAUUCUCACUCCCAAUCGACCAAAGCUACUGAAUCGCCCUCACAUUCUGCGCCCUCCGAACGCUCUGAUACACCCCCACCUCCGGGCUGCGACACGCCGCCGUCUACGAGCCGAGCGACUACGCCCAUCGUCGAGGAGCCGAAGCCGAAGCCGAGGACACUGGGAAGGCGUCUGAGCAGGACUACGACGUUCACUCAGAUUAUCUGA